Messenger RNA from Trichomonas vaginalis G3, 183 nucleotides. Its product is annotated as Ankyrin repeat family. NCBI's taxonomy places the organism in Eukaryota, Parabasalia, Trichomonadida, Trichomonadidae. The transcript has a single exon. Gene Ontology annotation, molecular function: protein binding. The coding region runs from base 1 to 183 and encodes 60 amino acids. The record is from RefSeq and is a predicted model, not a curated record.
AUGAAUGCUUUACAUACUGCCGUAAGGUACCAAUGCUAUGAAAUUAUAAAAAUUCUAUUAAGACAUGGCGAAAAUAUCAAUAGAUAUUGUUUUGGCCAAAGAACUGUCCUUCAUUGUGCAGCAAAGAGGAAUUACACAUCAAUGGCAGAAUUUCUUAUCCAACAGCAGAGAGCAAAUCUUUAG